UCUCUCUCUCUCUGUAUCUGACACUCUCAAGCACUCAUUGUUAAAAAUGAGUUCACCAGGUUCAUCUUCUAGAUCUAUUCCAUUCAAAUCGAAGAAACGGUUACAGAUGGAUUCGCCGAUUUCUAAACCCAAGGCGGAGAACACCAACAACCCGCCGUCUUCUGUAGCGUUGCCUACGCCGGAGAAGCCGCUUGAGAACAUGCUUAGUAGAUCUAGAAACCGAUCUGUCGCUUUAUCCGUUAAAGAGAUUCGUCAAGCCGCUGGAUCUCGUCGUAGAUCUGAAGAUCCGGUUGCUCCUUCAUCCGCUAAAAGCAAGCUCUUUUUUUCUCACACCGAUUCGUCAUCCUCUAAACGAGUUAGUAAGAAUACAGAGAAAGAGAAGCUUCCGGAGAAGUAUGAGAUUCUGGGAAGCUUCUUUGAUGCAUUGGAUAGUUCGAUUUUGUUAUCGAAACUGAGAGGUUCUAAGCCCACAUUUUCAAACAUUUCUGGAAAAAUCGAACAUUUAACAGAGAGGAGGUUUUGUUAUAGUCACUUGGCUCAACUUAAGCAUAUAUUACCAGAAGCGAUGGAGAUUAAGAGAGUGUUGAUACACGACGAAAGAACUUGCUGUAUGAAACCAGACCUUCAUGUUACACUCAAUGCUGAUGCUGUUGAAUCCAAUGAUGACAAGUCUAAAUCUGAAAGUAAGAGGAUUAGUCUCCGGAAAGUGUUCAGGGCUAGGCUUGGAGAGUUUGUUAAAGCUCACCCUCAGGGUGAUGAUGUUCCAGAAGAACCGCUUCCUGAGCUAUUCAAUAGAGGGAAACCAAAUGAAAACUCAAGAGUUGAGGUUAAAAGUGUUAUGGAAGAGAAGGCUUCUAUUCCAGCAGCUAAAUUGUUUUCGUCUCCCUUCAAAGUUACAUCAACUCCAGUCAAAACAGCUUCAACUCCUGCUAAACCAACUUCGUCACAGAUUAAUAUGGCACCAACUCCGAGCAAAACAAAUUCAAGUCCUGCUAAACCGACUUUGUCUGUGAUUGACAUGGUGCCAACUCCAGUCAAACCAGUGUCAACUCUGGCUAACAUGCCUGUGACACCAGCUACAGUUGACUCAACACCAGUGAUUGCUGCUUCGACUCCACCUGAAUUUGCUUCAACUCCUGCCCGGCUGAAGAGUACGUCACUGGCAGCUCGUCUGCAGAAGAGAAGCAGCGAUUGUACUAAUCCUGAUGAUGUUUCUGCUGACCCACCGGCUAAGCUUGUGAGGCGUUCCUUGUCUCUGAACUUUGAUUCUUAUCCUGAGGAUGACAAAGCUACGGAUUUUACUGAUGAUGAGCCCAUUGAUGAAGAACCAGAAGAAGAUGUAUCCAGCGAUGAUGAAAUCCUCAGCAUACUUCCUAGUAAACUUAGACAAGCGAUAAAAGAACAAGAGAGGAAAGCGAUAGAGGAUCAAAAUCCAGCAAUCUCUCUGGCUAAAAGAAGACGGAAGAUGAUCGCUUGCCUGCCUAAACUUUUCAAUGUCAUCCACUACUUGAUUCAAUCGAUAAGGCGUUGGGUUAUCACAAAAGAAGAGCUUGUGCACAAGAUUAUCGCUGGUCAUUCUGAUAUUACUGACAGAAAAGAAGUUGAAGAACAACUUGUACUACUACAAGAACUAGUCCCGGAAUGGAUGUCUGAGAAAAAAUCAUCAAGUGGAGAUGUACUAGUAUGCAUAAACAAAUUGGCGUCUCCCCUAACAAUCCGAUCACGUCUUGAAGAAGUAAACAAGCAAGAAGUGGCUCCACUGCUUUCUUGAUGAGAUCGUGCCAUAGACUGCGGUUACUUGGGUUUCUAACUUAUUUUUGUGGUCUGCCAAAUUAUAUUAUUCAUGAGACAAAUAUGUAGAGACUUUUAGGUUAUAAAGUUCUAAGUACUGAAAGUAUAAAAGGGGUGAAAAAACAAGUAGUUGACAGACUAUUUAUAGGAAGAUGUUCUAAUCUAUUUUCAAAUUCCGACUUUUUAAGUUAUUUCUCUAUCAAAUAAAUGGUCAUUGUGUAUCAGAAUUCUUAAUAAUCAUAUAUAUAUAAAAGUAAAGUUUCACUCUC
Messenger RNA from Camelina sativa (false flax), 2060 nucleotides. The record is from RefSeq and is a predicted model, not a curated record. NCBI's taxonomy places the organism in Eukaryota, Viridiplantae, Streptophyta, Magnoliopsida, Brassicales, Brassicaceae.